AUGUCUAAUGUAUUAGACAAGACUAAUCUUCAUGAGCUCUCGAUUGCUCCAAAAAUUUCCACUCAUGAUGAGAAGCUUUACGAAUGUACUAAAUGCGGUAUCUUCUUCCACAGGGAUUCCGUCGAGUCCGCAACAGAGAUUAACCCUCACGAAAACCUAGGAGAGGUAAGAGCGGUUGAAGACAAACCCAACAAUGAAUCUAUCAAGGUAGACGAAAGAGGAACAUGCAACUUUCAUUUCAUAGAUGAACAUCAUGGUAAGGUUGAUGGUAUAAACACAGAAUAUGAUGCGUCCAAGUUCAAACAGAUUCUGGAAAAUUACAGCAAGCUAACAGAACCUAAUCAACUUUUCGAGUGUCUCCCAAGCAAUCUUCGGCCACCGUCAGACGAUGAAGGUAGUGACGGAAAGAGCCAUGAUCCACAAUCAAAUGGCUUAGGAAAAACUGAUUAUACGGUCCCAACAAUCAUCCCACCAACGGUUUUGCCUGUGCUUCAUGAUUUAGCCCAACAGAUGGUUAAAGCUGGUCAUCAGCAAGAACUUUUCAAAACUUACAGGGAUAUUCGUAGGGCAGUGUUGGCGCAGAGCCUUGAGAAAUUAGGUGUAGAGAGACAUAGCAAAUAUGAUGUUGAGAGAAUGAAUCAGGACGUCUUCGAGGCCAAGAUUAUGAAUUGGAUCCAUUACAUUCGAAUAUCUGUGAAACUGUUAUUUGCUGCGGAGAAGGAAAUCUGCCACCAAAUACUUGAUGGUGUUGAGCCAUUUAGAGAUCAAUCUUUUGCUGAAAUCACUACUAUUAGUUUUGGUAUGCUUCUUAGUUUCGGAUAUGCUAUCGCUAUCAGCAGGAGAUCGCCGGAAAAAGUGUUUGUUAUCUUAGAUAUGUAUGAGAUAAUGAUAGAGCUUCAACCAGAGUUUGAGUUGAUCUUUGGAAGCAAACCUUGUACUGAGAUGAAAGAAGAUGCACUGAAUCUGACAAAGCUAUUAGCUCAAACUGUGAAAGAAACUAUUGCUGAUUUCGAAGUUGCUAUUGAAAUGGAUGCGACUGAAACCGUUGUUAUGGAUGGAUCCGUACAUGCGCUAACUAGCUACGUUGCAAGAUACGUCAAGUUCUUGUUCGAUUACGAACCGACGUUGAGGCAACUUUUUCAAGAGUUUAAUAGUAAUGAUCCUGAUACCAAGCUUAAAUCCGUGAUGACGGGUAUCAUGAGGGCUUUAAGGAACAAUCUGGAUGGUAAAUCUAGACAGUUCGAAGAUGCAGCAUUAACUCAACUAUUCUUAAUGAAUAAUGUGUAUUACAUUGUAAGAAAUUUCAGAAGGGAAGAAGCAAAGAAUUUUUUGGGUGAUGAUUUGGUUCAAACACAUAGAAGAAUCGUACAACAACACGCAAAACAGUACCAGACAAUUUCCUGGAAUAAGAUUUUACAGUGUAUCACGGUUCAGUCGAGUAAGAGCGGUCUGAUAAAGAAUGAAAGUAUAAAAAAAACUUUAGUAAAAGAAAAAUUCAAGACUUUCAAUUCUCAAUUCGAAGAGCUUCACCAGAGACAAUGCCAAUGGUCCGUUUCGGACGUUGAGCUGCGUGAAUCUCUCAGGCUUGCUAUUGCAGAGGUUCUUUUACCUGCCUACGGAUCGUUUCUCAAACGUUUCGGGCCGAUGAUUGAGAGUGGUAAGAACUCACAGAAGUAUAUAAGGUUCACUCCUGAGGACCUUGAGCGAAUGCUUAACGAUUUCUUCCAAGGAAAAAACUUGGAUGUGAGCCCAAAAAGAUAA
This is a messenger RNA of Arabidopsis thaliana (thale cress), 1761 nucleotides long. RefSeq names its product exocyst subunit exo70 family protein A3 (gene EXO70A3). Bases 1 to 1761 code for a protein of 586 amino acids. Gene Ontology annotation, cellular component: membrane; exocyst. Gene Ontology annotation, molecular function: phosphatidylinositol-4,5-bisphosphate binding. The transcript is spliced from 9 exons. Gene Ontology annotation, biological process: exocytosis. Lineage: Eukaryota; Viridiplantae; Streptophyta; Magnoliopsida; Brassicales; Brassicaceae. The record is from RefSeq and is marked reviewed.